AUGAUGAGUCAGUAUUGAGCUACGCCUUGCACAGCAAACAUCAUUGCAUACUUAAGAACUUCUGUUUGUGUUUGUGGAGUGUAUAUUAUAUAUAGAAAGAAAUAAAGAAUCAUGGUGAAAAGUGUCUGCGAAAUGGAAUUCAAAAGCAAUUUCUCCAUUGAUGCCAUUUUGGCUAAAAAACCAACAUCAACUGCAACAACCACAACAACAACAGCAGCAACAACACAAAAUAUUAUUAAACAAGAAAUCAUACAAAAUCAACACCAACAUCAACAUCAACAUCAUGCCUAUGUCCAUCCAUAUGCCAAUUCGGAUGGUGAACUAUCCGCAUCGGAGGAUUUUGAUACACCAUCACGUACCAGCACACCGAUGAGCAGCAGUGCCGCCGAAUCGAAUGAUAAACUCGAUGUGGAAUUCGAUGAUGAUGACGAUCAUCUGUUGGACGAGGAGGAGAGCGAUGACUGCGAGAGUCAGGCAAAUCCCAGCAAGAAGCAGAAACUAUCAUCGAAUGCGGCCAACGAUAACAAGAAGCCACCUUACAGCUACAACGCCUUGAUCAUGAUGGCCAUACAAGAUAGUCCCGAACAGCGUUUGACCCUAAACGGCAUCUAUCAGUAUCUGAUCAAUCGUUUCCCCUACUUCAAGGCCAACAAGCGGGGCUGGCAGAAUUCCAUACGCCACAAUUUGAGCCUCAAUAAAUGCUUCACGAAAAUUCCACGCAGUUACGAUGAUCCCGGCAAGGGUAACUACUGGAUUUUGGACCCCUCGGCCGAGGAAGUUUUCAUUGGAGAGACCACUGGAAAAUUGCGUCGCAAGAAUCCUGGAGCCAGCCGCACUCGUUUGGCUGCCUAUCGUCAGGCCAUCUUUUCGCCCAUGUAUGGUGGUGCUCCUGGUGGACCAUCGCCCUAUGGUUAUCCUGGAAUGCCGCCAUUUGCUGGUGCUGCAGCUGCAGCAGCUGCUGCCGCCGCUGCCCUCUAUCAACGCAUGAAUCCGGCUGCCUUCUAUCAACAACAUCAGCAGCCACCUCAAAUGCAAUACCAACCAGCUCCUCCGCCACCACAGCCCCAACUCCAGGGAUAUCCACCACAAUUGAGCGCCGAGUUGUUCCAACGCAUGCAAUUCUUUGGCAAAUUUCCACCAACAAGCGGCUAAAUGACGACCACCAAAGGGAGGAUCACGCCCAAAAGCGCUUUGGCAAAAAUCUAGGAGUGAGCACGAGAGGCAGAGAGAGUGAAGGGCAUAGCUGCUAAGCCUACUAAGUAGGCUACAAUCACCUCAAUGAUGACGAGGACGACGACGUCCAAAUCUUGACACACAAAGAAAAAUUUUGCAAUUUAUUUCGGCCUGGAAAGCCGCCUGCCCCCAAAUAGGACAACGUUCAUUUUGGUAGUAACGAAAUUUUGGGAAGGUCUGCGCCGAGCAAUACAAAUUGGCGAUCUUUUUUUUCGCUAAAUUGUUGGAGGCUUUUUUUGUUUUGAGAAAUAAUGUUAUCAAUAUUACAAAUUGUUGAAUAAAAAUCUGUAUUAUAAAUCAAA
This is a messenger RNA of Drosophila willistoni, 1535 nucleotides long. It is a transcript of the gene slp1, whose product is annotated as fork head domain transcription factor slp1. Gene Ontology annotation, cellular component: nucleus. NCBI's taxonomy places the organism in Eukaryota, Metazoa, Arthropoda, Insecta, Diptera, Drosophilidae. The transcript has a single exon. The record is from RefSeq and is a predicted model, not a curated record. The coding region runs from base 112 to 1152 and encodes 346 amino acids. Gene Ontology annotation, molecular function: DNA-binding transcription factor activity; sequence-specific double-stranded DNA binding. Gene Ontology annotation, biological process: regulation of transcription by RNA polymerase II.